Molecule: messenger RNA, 1089 nt
Organism: Aethina tumida (small hive beetle)
Lineage: Eukaryota; Metazoa; Arthropoda; Insecta; Coleoptera; Nitidulidae
Gene: Sarnp
Product: SAP domain-containing ribonucleoprotein
Exons: 4
Coding region: 84-893 (269 amino acids)
Biological process (GO): poly(A)+ mRNA export from nucleus
Cellular component (GO): nucleus
Source: RefSeq, a predicted model, not a curated record
GUUUAACCUCAAAUUUUGUUAUAAUUAUUCAGUGAAGUUUAUAGCCAGUGGCAAUUUUCUGCACUGAAAAAGUAAACUUAAAAAUGGCCGACGAUACACUAUCCGAUUUAUCUUUUUCUGAAAUUCCAAAAUUAAAGGUGCCGGAUUUGAAAAAGGAGCUUAAACUGCGUGGUUUAAGUACAACGGGCAACAAGAAUGAACUGGUCGAACGACUUCAGGCUGCUAUUAAAUCCAGUGAUGCUAUCAGUGCAGACUCUGUUGAUGACUUAGAUGAAGAUUUGCUCAAUGAUGACGAUGAUGAACAUUUAGGGACAGAUAUAGUCGUGGAGGAGGAAGAUCAUGCAUUAGAUGAUAUACCAACCAAGCCACUGAAACGAAAAAUUUCUGAAAGUGAAACUAACAAAACUGAAAAAACUCCACCUAAAAAGGUUAUAUUAAAUAGAAAUAUUACUUCUCAAGUAGAUAGUAAUGAGAAACCAACAAGUGAAGAAAAGAAAGAGAAUGUUAACGAAAAUAAAACUGAAGAAAAGAAAAUUAUUAAACUGUCUGAAUUAAGUGCAAAAGAGCGACUAGAAAUGAGGGCUAAAAAAUUUGGAGCUCCUGUUGGUGAUGAUCUGAAAAAAGCAGCCAGGGCUGAACGCUUUGGUAAUGCAACAAAUGGAAAUAGCAAUAGUGCUAUAAAAACAACAGUGAACACAAGUAUAGAUGUUUUGAAACAACGUGCAGAGAGAUUUGGAGGAUCAGUUUCAACAAUAAUGUCUAAAGUGGAAAACCAAGAAAAAUUAGAAAAACGAAAGGCGAGAUUUGGAGCAGUUGCAAAUAGCAAUGGUUCAUUAUCUGACAGUGAUAAAGCUAAACAGAGACUUGAACGAUUCAAGCAGCCUCUCAAAUAGUUUACAAUGAAUGUACAAAAGUUUAUGUCUAGAUUAAGUUUUAAAUUUUAGGUUCUGUUUAUAAAUUUUUUACGGAAUUUGUAACUUAUUAAUGAAAUUUACUAGUUCUAAACUUAAUUUCUUAGUUUUAUUUUGUUAACAUUUUAUCUAAAAUAAAUGGUUUGAUAAAAUAAACAAAUUUUGAUUUGUUUUGUUA